GAGGCGGUGCUUUGCCUCCUUUUUAAAACACCAAAAAACCGAAAAGCCCCCACCGGAAAUCCUCCAUAGCCAACAGCUCCCAUGGACGAUAGUUUCAACACCCGAGUGGACAAAAUCUUCGGAUCGCUCCAAUCAUCUCAAUCUUCACCUCUUCAACAGCAGCGGCCCCCUCUCUGGUCUGUCACCGACGACGAGGUCGAGAGGAGAGAAUGGAGGCGAGAUUCCGCCGCCGAUCGAGAGGAGGUGUUGUGUUCGUCGUCGUUUCGUGAGUUCUUGCAGGAGGAAAGGAGGUAUAGGAGCGGGAGGUUAUCGCGUAAAGAACUGGAGGAUGAUCUCGAUAACGAUGAUGAUGACGAGGAUGAUGGAGAUUCGAGUCAGUCGCGUAGUAGAAGAAUCGACGGUGGUGGAGAUGAAUGGGAGAUCAGAUCUUUUAUAGGAAUGGAUUCCACUCUCGACAAUGAGGAAGAGGAAGAUGAAUAUGACAAAGUGGCCUCAGGUAGAGAAAAUGCUGGUGAACGCCUUUAUAUGAGUGACAUUGCUGACCAUGGGUCUUACUUGAAUUCUCAGAAUGUGCUUCAUAGUGCAUUAAAUCGUACCAGUAAAAAGGCGGUCCCUGCUAAUCGCAUGGCGGCAAGAAUCAGACUGAAAGAAGAUGAUGAAGAAGCUUGGAAGCUCAAUAAUCAUAAUGGGUGUAAUGCUGAAAUUAGAGAAUUAAAUGUUGAGGUAUCCAAUAAUGGUUGCCAAUUGAGGUCUAUAUUGAAAAGGAAAGACAACUGUGUAGGUUUCAAGCCACAAAAGCGUGUCAGGUUUGACCCUGCUUGUAAAAAUGAUUUGGAAGACUCAUCUAUAAAGUUUGAUGAUGAUCCUACUGGCACCUUCCCAAUGAGUUCCCAAGAUUCAGCUUGUGGAUCUUUACCAGCUGAAAAUGCUUGUGCAGUUCGAGAUUAUAUAAAUUUUUCUAGGUAUAAACGUUACAGUUUUGAUUCAUCAAGUGAAGUUGAUGAAGAAUCCAAUGCUCAAGCUUGUAUGGACUUCCUUAAGCUUGUUCGAAAGACAAAACCUAAGCUGGAUGAUGUACCCUGUGAUGUUCCAAAGUCAGUGACUUUUAUCGCAAAGAGAAAAUCAGGCAAUGUUCAACCAGGAAGCUGUAGGGGUGAGGUUAAGCAGGAAGAUGAAAGUAAGAAGUCAUUGCACCUAACAAGGCUCCCUGUGGGCAUUGCAGCAGGUGCAACCCAGCAUUAUAAAGCUGGUGCAACAGAAGAUGAUGAAUCAGAAACAAGUGCAGCUGAUACUGCUGCUGUUGUUCAAAAAUGCAUUCGCAGCUAUCGAGUAAAAUCACGGUCAGAUGAAUCUGAUGUAUAAUGUUGAGCAGCUCCUAACUGUUCCAAGAAUUUGCUUCUGAAAUGUCUUAAGGUGCUUUUGACUGUUUCUCCCGAGUUGUGUUCUCACAACCACAGCUCUUUUACAGAAUGAUGGAAAGUUAGUGUAGAAGCAUUCCAAAUGUUAAAUGAAUAUCUUCUCUUCAUUCUUGAGACUCUUUAUAUUUCGCAUCGCCACUCAACAAGGCUCCAUGUGGGCAUCGCAGCAGGUGCAACCCAGCAAUAUGAAGUUGGUGCAACAAAAGAUGAUGAACCAGAAACAAGUUCAGAGCAGAUAGUACUGCUGUUGUCCAAAAAUGUGGUCACAUUUAUCGAUUAAAAUUACAGUCUGAUGACUCCAGUGUAUGAUGUGGAACUGCUCUUAACUGUUGAAGAGUUUGCUUAAGGUGCUUACGACCGUUUCUCCCUGAGUUGUGUGUUCUUUUAUAAUACAGGAUUGCACAAUGAUGGUAACCUAAUGUAUAAGCAUUCCAAAUGUUAAAUGAUAAUCUUCUUUUGAAUAUA
Messenger RNA from Theobroma cacao (cacao), 1883 nucleotides. RefSeq lists its product as uncharacterized. The record is from RefSeq and is a predicted model, not a curated record. NCBI's taxonomy places the organism in Eukaryota, Viridiplantae, Streptophyta, Magnoliopsida, Malvales, Malvaceae.